GAUAUAUGUACCUAAAUAAAGUAUAUAAUAAUAUUAUUUAGUACAUAAUUACUAAUUAUAAAUUAUAAUGAUAACAUAAUAUAUAAUAUGUACCUAUACUACCUAUGUGUCUAUGCCCUAUAAAUUAUAAUUUAUACGUAAACAAGUAACAACUCAGAAACCAGUCAGUAAUUCCCACUGUCAGUUCAUGUCAGUCAGUUUAACUUUGGCAGCACCUUUCAAUCUUUGUCUUUUGUGAGAUUAUUCAACAAUCAACAAUUAGCUUAGUAACUUCUGUUUAAAUAUACCCAUCAAAUAUCAAUCUAUUGGACUCCUUCAAACCUUUAUACUUGUGAGCGGGUAUUUGAUAUCCAGAUAUUUCAUUAUUACGAUAAUAGACAAGAGUAGAAGAGUACAUUGAAUUUAGGUCAUCACUCAUAAUUUAUCACCAUGUCAAGACCUAAAGUGUUAGUUGCAAUGAAACUCGUUCCAGAAAUCGCAAUUGAUUUACUACGUAAAAGAUUUGAUGUUGAAGUAUGUGAUUCCAUACUAGUCACUCAAGCAGAACUAAUGAAAAAAGUACCUGGAAAAUUUGCUAUAUUUUGUAGUCCAGCGAACAAAAUUGAUGAGGAAUUAAUUAAAACUGCAGGCCCCAGUCUAAAGGUUGUUGGAACCAUGUCUGUGGGAUAUGAUCAUGUUGACUUGAGUGCAAUGAAAAAAUAUGGCAUACGUUUGGGAUAUACGCCAGAUGUUUUAACCGAAACAGUAGCAGAAACAACAGUUGGAUUAUUGAUAGCGACAACAAGACGGUUUUUUGAAGCAAAUCAUGCAGUGAAAACAGGUGGAUGGAAAGAUGUGACACCUGUUUGGAUGUGUGGUAGAGGUAUUAGAAACUCUGUUGUUGGUAUUGUUGGAUGUGGCAACAUUGGGACAUCAAUUGCAAAGAAGCUGAAGGCAUUUGAAAUUUCUCAAUUGCUUUACACUAGUAGAAGUGAAAAACCUGCUGUCAAUGCUCUCGGUGGAAAAUUGGUUACAAUCAAUGAGCUUGUUGAACAAAGUGACUUCAUAAUCCUUUCCAUUGCACUGAAUGAGGACACAAAGUUUAUCAUCAACAAAGAACGCAUUGCCAAAAUGAAGUCACACGCUGUAUUGGUGAACAUUGGUCGUGGAGGACUUAUUGACCAAGAUGCACUCAUUGAAGCAUUACAAGAAAAUAGAAUUGGAGGUGCUGGCCUUGACGUUAUGACACCAGAACCAUUACCACUUGAUAGCCCUUUGAUGAAGAUGGACAAUGUCGUGUUGUUGCCACACAUUGGGAGUGCUUCUAUUGAAACAAGAACAGAAAUGGCUAUUCUCACUGCCAAAAAUAUAAUUGCUGCUUUAGAUAAUGCCGCAAUGCCAAAAGAAGUUCAGUUUUAGCUUAAUUUUUAAUUAUUAUACGCUUGUCAAAAUUGUAUUAAAAAUAAUAUAAUUUGUGGAUGUUAUAAAGUAUACAUUUAUAUUUAUUAUUGCAUUUAUUGAUAUAAAAUUGUUGAUUAUAAUAUUUUCUUUAAUAUUUCAAAUGUCUUUCAUUGUAAGAAUCAUUAUUUUUGUUAUUUUAUUAGGUAACUAAUAUUAUGUGAACUCAAAAUGAUCAAUAAAUAUAUUUUUCUUGUGUACAA
Molecule: messenger RNA, 1640 nt
Organism: Metopolophium dirhodum (rose-grain aphid)
Lineage: Eukaryota; Metazoa; Arthropoda; Insecta; Hemiptera; Aphididae
Product: glyoxylate reductase/hydroxypyruvate reductase-like
Exons: 8
Coding region: 430-1398 (322 amino acids)
Cellular component (GO): cytosol
Molecular function (GO): glyoxylate reductase (NADPH) activity; hydroxypyruvate reductase [NAD(P)H] activity; hydroxypyruvate reductase (NADH) activity
Source: RefSeq, a predicted model, not a curated record